Messenger RNA from Physcomitrium patens, 1122 nucleotides. Its product is annotated as pre-mRNA-splicing factor SPF27 homolog. Lineage: Eukaryota; Viridiplantae; Streptophyta; Bryopsida; Funariales; Funariaceae. Gene Ontology annotation, cellular component: precatalytic spliceosome; catalytic step 2 spliceosome; Prp19 complex. Gene Ontology annotation, biological process: mRNA processing. The record is from RefSeq and is a predicted model, not a curated record.
AUUCGCUCCAAGUCCCGUAGCCUGCUUGCUCGUCGGGCUGAUUGCCCCCACAAUCGACCCACAACGCAUAGGCUGUGUCGAUUGUUUUCGUGUGAGUUUCUGCCAUCUUAGUCCGCAUUGAAGGCCUGACCAAAUUCACAGUAGUUUUGAACAUGGGUGAUUGUGGGUGCUAGAGGUGCGUUCGUUGAAGAAGUGGCAGGGGGGGCUACAGCGCCGUUCGUUUGAGGGUAGGCUUUGGAAUUGGGAAUCAUGGGGAGUCCCGAUGUUUUGAUGAUCGAAGCGGCCCCAGGCGCGAAAGAAAUUGAACAAGCGAAGUGGCGGAAUGGAGCGUUGGACGACACUGUGGACGCCCUGCCGUAUAUUGAUCACGAUUACGCGGAUCCUAAGGUGAAGGCGGAAGUGGACAAGAUGAUUGCUGAGGAGAUGCGGCUGAGCUCCAAAAAGCCUUCUGACUUCCUCGCCGAGCUGCCUCCCGUGCCUUCCAUCAAUGCUCAGGACCAUCCAAUGCUUGCAAAAGAGUUUGACCGAGUGCGAGCUGGAAAAGCCCCAGUUGCCUUAGACCUUUCACGUUACGGUUUAGAACCUCCUCCAGUGAAUAAGCGCAAUGACGUUGGAGCCUGGAAGAGCGCUGUUCAAAAUGCAAAAGCUCAACUACAACACCAGACUUUGAGACUUGAGAAUCUCGAGCUCAUGCUGAAUUAUGGCACCACUGCAUGGAUAGUUCAUAAUCAACAUCUUGAAGCUUUUCAAGCCAGGCUAAGAGAUACAGCACUCGAAUAUCAGCGUGAGAUUGAGAUAUUGAAUCGAGAGCGCAAGCUUAAUCAGCAAGCUGCGGCGGUUGAAUUGAACUUGUUGAGUUCCCAAUGGAAAGAAAUCAGCCAAAAGAACUUGGACAUAGAAGAAGCUUGUUUGAAAUUGGAAGCCGAGGUCCUCAAACUCCGCGAGGAAGCUGAAAAGAAAGGAAUAGAUCUUACUCAACCACCUCAGUAGGACAGUCAAUGUCAUGAAGUCGGGUAUAGAGAUUCUCUUCAAUGUAAAAAAUGAGAUACUUUGGGAGAUGUUGUCCAGUGUAGCACGCUGUUCUUUUUUGUUCUUAAUAAUAAAAUCUACAUUCUACCUUUA